AUGCGACUCAACUCCGGCGCUCUCUUCCGAAGCCGCGCCACGCGGACGUGUGCUCGGUGCAAAGGCACGCAAUCAGCACGGCGUGGGUAUAGCGUGUCUAGACGGUCGGUGAGGGUAAUUCGACCUCGGAAAGCCGUGUAUUGGGCUGCGGCUGGCGGGUCCGUGGGCGGGACUCUGCUCUUUUUCGGCGAUGAUAUACGGCAUGGUUGGCAGGCUGCGGAACGGACUGGAAGAGUGGUCUCGACAUUGGCCGUGUGUAUAAAUGACUACCGGGUUACGCUCAAGCAACUCGAAGACGCCGAAGAAGAAUCUGCGAUCCUCAAGGCAUGCCACAAACGCUGCGCCGAGCGAACGUUGAAGGUGCUGGAGAAAAAUGGUUCAAUAUUUAUUAAAUUAGGCCAGCACCUGUCGUCGAUGGGAUACCUUCUGCCCACCGAAUGGACCGAGACUUUUAUUCCUCUGCAGGACAAGUGUCCUGUCUCAUCCUAUGAAUCCAUACAAGAGAUGUUCCUUCACGACACGGGACAUCAGAUAGAAGAUGAUUUCGUCGAGUUUUCAAGAGAACCGAUCGGCGCGGCCUCGUUGGCGCAAGUUCACACGGCGAUAUUGAAAGAUACCGACCGAAGGGUGGCGGUCAAGGUGCAACAUCCCAGUUUAGAAGAGUGGGUUCCGCUGGACCUGGCUUUGACGAGGUUCACGUUCAGGACGUUGAAGAGAGCAUUUCCUGACUACGACAUGGAGUGGUUGAGUAAUGAGAUGGACUUUUCAUUACCGCAAGAGUUGGAUUUUACUCUGGAAGGAGCCAAUGCUACCAGGGCAAGGGAUUAUUUCGAACGACACACCACGUUCCCCCUCAUCAUCCCGAAGGUGAUUUCAGCGAGCAGACGGAUUUUAGUCAUGGAUUACGUGACAGGGGCGAGAGUGGACAAUGUGUCCUAUUUCGACGAACACCAGAUCUCGCGGGAUGAAGUAUCGGCCACGCUGGCGCGGAUCUUCAACGUCAUGAUUUUCCAGAGCGGCGCGCCUUUACAUUGUGACCCGCAUGGAGGGAACAUCGCCAUUCGACAUAAUCCCCAGAGAAGAUACCCUUACAAUUUCGACGUCAUUCUUUACGACCACGGCCUCUAUCGAAUGCCUGAUGACAAACUGAGGAGGGACUAUGCGAGGUGGUGGCUGGCAGUUAUCGACGCGGACGAAGCUCGAAUGCGAAAAUACGCCUACGAAGUCGCCGGGGUCACGGACGAGCAAUUCCCACUCUUCGCUUCGGCCAUCACCGGGCGUGAUUAUCGGGUGUUGACCCGCAGACAGGUCGCCACUUCGAUGCGCGACGCGGAAGAAAAGGAGGCCAUCAACGAAGUCUUUGGUGAAGAUCUCCUCCAACAACUCGUGCAGCUUCUCGGUCAUGUUCCUCGAAUCAUCCUCCUGAUCCUGAAGACCAACGAUCUCACUCGUAGUCUAGACGAGUCCCUGGGGUCGAAGGAGCCGAUGAGGCCGAUGAUGAUUCUGGCGCGAUACGCCAGCCUGACGGUCUGGGAAGAGGAGAAGGACAAGAUUCGCCGACGGGGCAGUCUGCUGCACCCCCGGAAUAUCUGGUGUUUGAUCAAGGCCUGGCUCCGUUUUGUCCGCGUCGAGUUGAAGUUGUUUGGCUAUGAACGAUAUUUAUCCCUGCGCCGACAUUUGAGGCUUGACCGGUAA
This is a messenger RNA of Rhinocladiella mackenziei CBS 650.93, 1695 nucleotides long. RefSeq lists its product as uncharacterized. Gene Ontology annotation, cellular component: mitochondrial inner membrane. NCBI's taxonomy places the organism in Eukaryota, Fungi, Ascomycota, Eurotiomycetes, Chaetothyriales, Herpotrichiellaceae. The coding region runs from base 1 to 1695 and encodes 564 amino acids. The record is from RefSeq and is a predicted model, not a curated record. Gene Ontology annotation, biological process: mitochondrion organization; lipid homeostasis. The transcript is spliced from 2 exons.